UUCUUACCCGGAUAGGGUUUCUGGGUUCUGAGUGUAGCUGUCCGAGUGUGUGGCUGCUGCACGUGGGGCGCGGACUGAGGGUGCUAAAAAAGGGGCGGCGCGUGGCAAGCUCAGUGGUCCGUUCGGUUGGGUUUUGAGUGCAGAACGAAUCUAUGGUGUCUGUAGUGGAUAAGAUUCCCGCCGCUGCCUCCCGGUGCUUCCCGGGGUGAUCUGUCACCAGGAACAGUCUGCUCACGGUGGGAACAUGAAUCUCUUACCUAAAAGCUCCAAGGAGUUUGGCUCUGCUGACUACUGGGAGAAGUUCUUCCAGCAGCGAGGAAAGAAAGCUUUCGAGUGGUAUGGAACCUAUCUGGAGCUGUGCGAGGUGCUGCACAAAUACAUCAAGCCCAAGGAAAAGGUGCUUGUGGUCGGAUGUGGCAACUCAGAGCUCAGUGAACAACUCUAUGACGUGGGCUAUCAGGAUAUCGUGAACAUUGACAUCAGCGAGGUUGUCAUCAAGCAAAUGAAAGAGCGCAAUGCCAGCAGACGGCCCCACAUGAGUUUCUUGAAGAUGGACAUGACCCGGAUGGAGUUUCCUGAUGCCACAUUCCAGGUGGUGUUGGACAAGGGCACGCUGGACGCUGUCCUGACAGAUGAGGAGGAGAAGACCCUGCGUCAGGUGGACAGGAUGCUGGCUGAGGUUGGCCGUGUCCUGCAGGUGGGCGGUCGCUACCUCUGCAUCUCCCUGGCUCAGGCUCACAUCCUGAAGAAAGCAGUGGGUCACUUCUCUCGGGAGGGGUGGAUGGUGAGGGUACACCAAGUGGCCAACAGCCAGGACCAGGUGUCUGAAGCAGAACCUCGGUUCUCCCUGCCUGUCUUUGCCUUCGUCAUGACCAAGUUCAGGCCGGUCCCCGACUCUGCUCUUCAGAUCUUUGAGCUGUGUACUCAGGAGCAGGGCAAGCCUGUACGGCUGGAGAGUGCCGAUCGGCUGGCAGAGGCUGUGAGGGAGCGGCAGCAGUAUGCUUGGCUGUGUAGUCAGCUGCGCCGCAGAGCCGGGCUGGGGAGUGUGUCCCUGGACUUGUGCAGUGGGGACACGGGGGAGCCACGCUACACCCUCCACGUGGUGGACAACCCCGCUGUGAAACCUUCGAGGGACAAUCAUUUUGCCAUUUUCAUCAUACCCCAGGGUCGCGAGACUGAAUGGCUCUUUGGCAUGGAGGAGGGCCGGAAGCAGCUGGCAGCCAGUGCGGGCUUCAGGAGGUUGGUCACAGUGGCUCUUCACCGAGGCCAGCAGUAUGCUGGCAUGGAAAGCAUUCAAGCGGAGCUGUCAACCAGAGUCAUGGAGUUGGCCCCACCUGGGAUCCCUCCCCAGCAGCAGGUGCCCUUCCUGUCUGUGGGCGGGGACAUUGGGGUCCGGACCGUUCAGCACCAAGCCCACAGUGCCUUGAGUGGUGACUAUGUUAUUGAGGAUGUGCAAGGGGAAGGUAGGCGGUACUUUCGGCGGCUCAUCUUCCUCAGCAACAGGAACGUGGUGCAGUCGGAAGCCAGGCUGCUGAAGGAUAUGUCUCACAGAGCCCAGAAGAAACGGAAAAAGGACAAGAAGAAACAGCGAGCUGCUAUUUCUGAGGACUUCCCGCCUGCCCCGGGGCAGUCCAUCGAUAAGAGUUACCUCUGUUGUGAACACCACAAAGCCAUGAUUGCUGGCCUUGCCCUGCUGAGAAACCCACAGCUGCUCCUAGAGACUCCACUGGCAUUGUUGGUGGUGGGCUUGGGUGGGGGUAGCCUUCCCCUCUUCAUUCAUGAUCAUUUCCCGAAGUCCCGUAUCGAUGCUGUUGAGAUUGACCCCUCCAUGUUGGAAGUGGCCACACAGUGGUUUGGCUUCUCACAGAGCGACCGCAUGAAGGUUCACAUUGCAGACGGCCUUGACUACAUUACCAGCCUGGCAGGAGAAGAAGCCCGACCUCACUAUGAUGUGAUAAUGUUUGAUGUAGACAGUAAGGAUCCAACGCUGGGGAUGAGUUGUCCUCCCCCAGCGUUUGUGGACCAACAGUUCCUGCAGAAGGUCAAAAGCAUCCUGUCUCAUGAAGGUGUCUUCAUCCUUAACCUUGUGUGCCGGGACUUGGGGCUAAAGGACUCAGUGCUGGCUGGACUCAAGGAAGCCUUCCCUCUCCUGUAUGUCCGGCGAAUUGAAGGCGAGGUGAAUGAGAUCCUGUUUUGUCAGCUGCAUCUAGAACAGAAACUUGCUACCCCAGAGCUCCUGGAAAUGGCCCAGGCUUUGGAGCGGACCCUGAGGAAGCCUGGGCAGGGUUGGGAUGACACCUAUGUCCUGUCUGAUAUGCUGAAGACCGUGAAGAUUGUGUGAAUCCCGGGGCCAGGCAACUCAGCUUUCUGUUCAAACUGACGUGAGCUCCUGGGCUGCUGGAAGCUGAAGCAUGGUGCGCAGUGCUUUUAGACCACAAGUUUUUUCUUGGUCUCAUAAUCAGCUACAUGCUUCCCACCUUUUUGGAUGGGAGGCAGCACCUGGGUGAUUAUGAAAGCCAGGUGAUGGUAGUCCAGGCCUUUAAUCCCAGCACUUGAGAGGCAGAGGCAGAUGGAUCUUUAUAAGUUCAAGGCCAGUCUGGUCUACAGAGUGAGUUCAGGACAGCCAAGGCUACACGGUGAAACCCUGUUUUUGAAAAACAAAACAAAACAAAAAAGUCUGAUUGUGGGAGAAGGGUAGGGUUGGUCACCUCUACUUCCAGAGUCUGGGGGAAGACCAAGGGCAAGUUACAGUUGAGCAUUGUGGUACUGUGAUGUUUAACGUCCUUCCAAAGGUCAUUUGUUGAAAGCUGGCUCCCCAGCCCCUAUGGCUGGCUCCUUUGGAGAUGAUAGAACUUUUAGGAGGGACUUUGUAGGAGGAAAUUGGGUCACUAGUGUGCCCUUGAAGGGGCAGUUGGGACACGCCUUCCUCUUGGCCUUUUGGCUGCUAUCAAGUGAAGAACUCAUCCCCUUAUAUCUUUCCUUUCAUGAUGCCCUGCUUUACCACAGGCACAAGGACAGCUAAUGGGUCUGCUCACUGAUAGCCUGGAACCUCCACACUAGAAGCUAAAUAAACUUUCUUCCUUGAAAGUUGGUUUAUCUCAAGUAUUUUUAUAGUAACUGAAAGCAGUUUUCAGCUUUAUUUCCUACACAACAGAAAUUUGUACCACUGAAGAUCAAUGUGCUCCCCAGCUGCUGGCCUUGUGCUCAGUCCCUCAUCUGAGUCCUUGGACACUCACGAGCUUUUGCAGAGAAGGUUUUAUGCAUAAAGAGCCACUUCCUAUGCUCCAUCUUUCCCACUAAAGAAUGGUUUGCUUCUGGGCACAGUGCCACACGCCUUUAGUCCUAGCACUUGGGAGGCAGAGGCAGGUGGAUCUCCAUGAGUUUGAGGCCAGCCUGGUCUACAGAGAGAGUUGCAGUACAGCCAGGGCACAGAGAAACUUUUGUCUCAACAAACAAAACAAGAAUGAUCCGAUUUUGCAUUAAUGUCAGGCAAAUGACUCUGCAAAUUUUUAAAAACUUGAUUCUUUACAUACACAUAUAAUGUUCUUUGAUUAUAUUUCCCUACCCCAUUACUCUCUCAUCUUCGCCCCUCUUAACAAACUCAUUUUUCCUAACAAAACUUUUUUUUUUUUUUUUGGUAGAUUACUGCAUUUCAUUCGUGUUGCUUGUAUGACUAUGGUGGGGCUAUUUACUUGAGCAACAGCAACUUAGAGUGGCUACAGCACUGUGGAGUAUUAUUCCUACCCCAACCCCACAAACAUUAACUGGAUACCUUCUGGGAGGUGGUUGGGUCCUUAUAAGUCUUUCCCCUCUUUGUAAGAAUUGAGCCUAACUUUGGGUAUAACAGGUGCUGGGGAAGGAAAGUUGUGAACUUAAGACCAUUAACAAAUUGUGAAGGGAUUUAGGCCUAAAACAAAUGCUAAGGGAAGCAUCAUGCCAUGGCCUCUGUGGCUUUUGGAGCCCUGUAGGUCCUCAGGUAUCCCUAAUGUGCGUAGGUUUUUAUGAUGAGUCCUGUAAUUCAGAAAUCCAAAAAAUGGAUCUCACUGGCUAAAGCUGUUAUUAACAGAGUUAACAAUUGCUAAGAGAGUUAAGAGUUGUUAACAGUUAACAGACCAGAGAGCAGAGCGUCUCAUUCUGGUGAGCACCUGAUUAGUUUCUUACAUGUCCUAGCUUCUACAGGCCAACUGAAUUACAGGACUGUAUGGUAAUGUUUGAGUUGAUCUAAGCGUGGAGUAGCGCACCACAAGCAGCCCUAGGAAGCUGAUCUGGGCUGAUUUAAAGGUCACUGGAGUUGAAGUCUACUCUGGACACACUCUGGGAACCAGGAACAAGUUGCCAUCAUGGGUCAGCAUUUUUACUGGCUGGUUGUAUGUCAACUUGACAUAAGCUAAGAAUCAUCAGAAAGGAGCCUCUGUAGAGGAAAUGCUUCAAUGAGAUUCAGCUGGAAAGCAUUUUCUCAAUUAGUGCUCACUAGGGGAGGGCCCAGCCCAUUGUGGAUGGUGCCAUCCCUAGGGUGGUUGGCCUGGGUUCUAUAAGAAAGCGAGCCAGUGAACAACACCCCUCCAUGUUAGCUCCUGCCUCCAGGUUCCUGCCCUGUUUGAGUUCCUGUCCUGACUUCCUUUGGUGAUGAAGCAGCUAUGUGGAAGUUUAAGCUGAAUAAACCGUUUUCUC
Molecule: messenger RNA, 4671 nt
Organism: Mastomys coucha (southern multimammate mouse)
Lineage: Eukaryota; Metazoa; Chordata; Mammalia; Rodentia; Muridae
Gene: Mettl13
Product: eEF1A lysine and N-terminal methyltransferase
Exons: 8
Coding region: 245-2341 (698 amino acids)
Source: RefSeq, a predicted model, not a curated record